Loxodonta africana (African savanna elephant) is the source of this 924-nucleotide messenger RNA. It is a transcript of the gene ANKRD7, whose product is annotated as ankyrin repeat domain 7. NCBI's taxonomy places the organism in Eukaryota, Metazoa, Chordata, Mammalia, Proboscidea, Elephantidae. The transcript is spliced from 6 exons. Gene Ontology annotation, molecular function: protein binding. The record is from RefSeq and is a predicted model, not a curated record.
AUGAAGAAGCUUUUCAGCUUUUGGCGUAGGAAGGAUGAAUCCCGCAGCUCCUCCUCACACGUGCAGAUAGGCCUGGCCCGUACUGGCUACCGCUCUCGCCCCUAAUUCCAACCAGGCUACAACCUUCGAGAGAGGGAUUUAAAAAAACUGCAUAAAGCUGCCUCAGUCGGGGAUUUGGAGAAGGUGCAGGAGUGUCUUCAGCUCAAGAAACAUGAUGUGAACAUGCUGGAUAAAGAGUACAGGACACCUUUUCAUCUGGUCUAUGCUAAUAGAUAUACAAAUAUUGUGUCUCUCUUAAUUGAGAAACAAUGCAAAAUAAAUGUCCAGGAUAGAGAAAACAGAUCUCCAUUGAUUAAGGCAAUAUAGUGUCAAAAGGAGAAUUGUACUACUCUUCUUCUCAACCUUGGUGCAGACCCUAAUCUUGUAGAUUUUGAAUCCAGUAGUGCUCUUCAUUAUGCUGUGUGUGGUCACAGUGUUUCAUUAGUAGAAAAACUGCUUGAACACAAAGCUAGUCUUGAAGCUCAAAAUAAGGCUGGAUAUACUUCAUUUGCUGUUUCUGAAGAUAAUGCAGAAAUGGUAGAGUUUCUUCUGAAGAAAGGCGCAGAUGUGAAUGCUUCAGAUAACUCUCAAAGAACACCCCUUAUGAUUGCUCUCAGUAAUGAACCAACAAGUUUAGUCAGUUUUAUUCUUCAGCAAGAUGUGGACCUAUCCUGCCAAGAUAUUUAUGGAUUCACAGCUGAGGAAUAUGCUUCUUUUAAUGGUUUUACGGUCCUGGGACGGUGCACUCCCAACUCCAAAAUCAGUCGCUGCCUCCUGGGGACUCCCCGUCCUGCCUACCGCGUUGCCGCGCCGCCUCCACGAACUGGCUGGGCUCCCCCCCGGGUCAGCUCAGGCGAGCGGAGCAGCUCCCCGCACCUGCGCUGA